CUUUUUUAAUUACCUUCAUCUAUUUCUUAUUUCUUUUAAGACUUUUAACCAUUUUUUACCAUGUCAUUAAUGAUCAAUUUUUUAAAAUUUUUAUUGUCAUGUCAUAGGUGGUAUGAGGAGGUGUAUGGAAUUGGUAUGUCCAUCUAUCUUUUUCCUAAUUAAAAUGAGGCUCUAAUUUAAAGUUUAAACUAAUCAAAUAUAACAAGUAACUAAAGUGCAUUAGCGUGCUGCUACUUGCAGCCAUUCAUUCAUUCCACUUUACAGCAUGAUGAUGAUUCAACUUUUAUAAUUUAGCUUAACUUAUCUUCAUUCCUCACUUUUCUGUUCAAAACUGAAUGAACUGAAACAAUUCCAAACAUGGCACAAGUGAGGAACAAGCAAGUGAUUCUGAAGGACUAUGUAUCUGGUUUUCCUAAAGAAUCAGACAUGAACAUUAUUGAAAGUAUAAUUACUCUUAAGCUUCCACAAGGUUCCAAUGAUGUUCUGCUAAAAAAUUUAUACUUGUCUUGUGAUCCAUUCAUGAGGAAUCUCAUGAACAAACCACAAGGAGCUCCCAUUAAUCCUCUUGCAUACACCCCUCAAUCUGUAAUAGCAGGUUUUGGGGUGUCUAAAGUCCUUGAAUCAGGACAUCCUGAUUAUAAGGAAGGUGAUUUAGUUUGGGGAUUCUGUAAAUGGGAAGAGUACAGCUUGGUCCCUUCAUCUCAAAUACUUUUCAAAAUUGAGCACACUGAUGUCCCACUUUCCUACUAUACUGGAAUACUCGGUAUGCCAGGAAUAACUGCUUAUGCUGGUUUCUUUGAACUAGGCAGUCCUAAGAAAGGAGAGACUGUUUUUGUUUCAGCUGCCUCUGGUGCAGUCGGUCAACUUGUUGGUCAAUUCGCUAAACUGACAGGAUGUUAUGUUGUAGGAAGUGCUGGAAGUAAAGAGAAGGUGGAUCUUUUGAAGAAUAAAUUUGGAUUUGAUGGAGGUUUCAACUACAAGGAAGAGCCUGACCUCGAUGCAGCUUUGAAAAGGCACUUCCCUGAAGGCAUUGAUAUUUACUUUGAGAAUGUUGGAGGCAAGACACUUGAUGCUGUACUCUUGAACAUGAGAGUCCACGGCCGCAUACCUGCAUGUGGAAUGAUCUCACAGUACAAUCUUACGCAACCUGAAGCUGUAACGAAUUUGGCACAUAUCAUAUAUAAGCGGAUUCGCAUGGAAGGGUUUAACAGUGCUGAUUUCUUUCACCUAAAUCCUAAAUUGUUGGAGUUUGUCCUCCCUCAUAUCAGAGAUGGGAAGAUUGUGUAUGUUGAAGACAUAACUGAGGGUCUUGAGAAUGGCCCUGCAGCCUUGAUUGGCCUAUAUAGUGGUCGCAAUGUUGGUAAACAAGUGGUUGUCGUUGCUCGGGAAUAGAAAGCAUUUGCUUUUCCUAUGUAUUGUUAUGUUGUCAAUUUUUUUCAAAUCUUUUAUAGAAUGUUUAGUUGUCUUUGUACCACUUUUGCAGUCAUCUUUUUCAUAUGUAUGAAUGUAUGAUAUGAUGAGACCUGUGUUCCUGAUAGUUCAGGGAGCUGUAUAAUGUAUUAGUGUUAUUGAUAGAAAAUAAAAGCAUUUGCUUGCCUUUGUGCAUUGUCAUCUAAA
Messenger RNA from Medicago truncatula (barrel medic), 1617 nucleotides. RefSeq names its product 2-alkenal reductase (NADP(+)-dependent). Gene Ontology annotation, molecular function: 2-alkenal reductase [NAD(P)H] activity. Bases 358 to 1392 code for a protein of 344 amino acids. The record is from RefSeq and is a predicted model, not a curated record. The transcript is spliced from 5 exons. Lineage: Eukaryota; Viridiplantae; Streptophyta; Magnoliopsida; Fabales; Fabaceae.